This is a messenger RNA of Stegodyphus dumicola, 2467 nucleotides long. RefSeq lists its product as uncharacterized. NCBI's taxonomy places the organism in Eukaryota, Metazoa, Arthropoda, Arachnida, Araneae, Eresidae. The record is from RefSeq and is a predicted model, not a curated record.
UUUAAUGUUAAAAUCAUAAUACUUAACUUUGUCAAAUAGUUAUGAAAACAAUUUAAAUUUUCUGUGAUACGAUUUCCUAAUGCGAGGUUUUCUGUUCUGUUGUAUGUUGAGUACACUUCAAGAUAAUUUUUUUUUCCGAUUCUUUAAAUGUCCAAUCAUAAAACUUGCAGCAAUUUAAGAGCAAUGGAGCAAAAUGCAGCAUCGCGACGAAAACCUGGAGAAAAUGAAGCUAUCAAUUUGUUAGUAACUGAAAAGGCAAUUAAUCAAGAAAAAUGCAGCAGUGCACUUGAAAAGCUUUCUCAUCCAACAAAUAUAUUUUGGAAUAUGACACUUCAUCAGAAACAAAUUCAAAAGCAAGUAUCGAUGCAAGGAGUACAGAUUAAUGGAAACAUAACAACAGAAACUUCGAGAGCAAGGUCAUGCGCCAAACCUGUAGAAAAUGAAGAUCCCAUUUGUACCAUCAAUGAAAGAGUCUUUACCAGUGACGAGAAAGAUUUACGACAGAAAUUUCCCGAUCAGAAAUCUGUACUUUGGAACUUGCACUUAGAAAGGAAAGCGCUUUUGCAGACGAUGGAUUACGAUUUGGAAGAUUUAGUAAUGAAAUGUCUUGGCCUGAAACGGGAACUUAAUGCGCUUGAAGAUAGCAACCGAGAGUUAAAGAAAGAAGCAAGAUCUAUAAGAGCAAAAUAUGAGGCUAUGUUAGAGAAAAACAAGAGAGACAGCAACAUAAUCCUCGCUCUUCAGAAUUCUGAGCAAAAGCUGAAACAAGCUGUAAAGGAAAAGUUACAUCUUGGACAUGUUAUGGAUAAUUCUCAUCAGCGGAAGAUGCAGCUAUGCGUAGAAAACCGGAGACUGGAAAACGAAAGGAACCGGCUAGUACGCAGAUCACAAGCUGAUAAUAAUCGCAUAGUCAAAAUUCUUGAAAGACACAAAAAAAUUCAUCAUUUAAUUGAAGAGCAGGCGAAGCUCGGAGAUACUUGCAGCAAACGCUAUGAAGGAGAGGUUAACGAAAUAACGGCAAGUCUGAAAUCUCUUGGAUAUCUUUUAGAAAAUCUGAAGGCAAUCAUUCAGGAUCGAGAUUCCGUUACUGAAUGUUUGACAGAAUGCAUGACUAAUGGUUUGAAGGCUUUAUUACCUACAGAUAUAGGAAAAGCUGACAAAGUUGAAGAGGAUGAAGGUAAACAAAUCCCGAGGAGAAAAUCGGACGAACAGAUUUCUGAUAUUUCUAGCACCACAAAAGAUGAAGAUGGAAGUGAAAAAGCUUCUGCUGAUGAAGAAAUUAAACUGAAGUGGGAACUAAAUAGAACUGUCUUUGAUGCUGUUCAGAAAGAGAAUGAUUUUCUGUCUCGAAUCUAUUCAAUUUUCAAUACAAGAAUGUAUGAACUUACUGAAGGGGUAAUGAAAAUGAAAGAACUUGUGCAACAAGAGAAAGCGAAGAAGGAAAAAUACUUGAUUAAGAAGAAGGAGCUGGAAAACUUACUUCCUCAAAAGCGCAAGUCAUAUAAGAUACCACCCAGAGAUCCUAUAGAAAAAUGUAAAAUAAGGAUCAGUAUUCAAAAGGAAACGAAUGAACAAUUGAAGAUCUUGUUACUUAAAUUUUCACAUAGAAAUUCGGAAGACUUUCAGUUGUAUAAAGAAUUUGGAGAGCAAAUAAAAAACAUUUAUAUUACUACUCUUCAGCGCCACUCCUCUUCUAAGGAAAUGCUUCAACAGGAGGAAGUAAAAUCCUCUCAGAAUAAUGAAACUGGGGGUAUAUCAGCCUGACUUCAUAUAUUUGUAUGUUAAUGUUUUGGAUAUUGUGAAUUGUUUAAAUUUACUGUGAAACUGUUUUUAGUUCAGUUAAAGAUUUGCAUUUUAUUUAUCUAUCUCAAAUUCAUUUACAUUUCUUUUCAGUUUCGGCUGCAUUUACAGCAGAUAUUAGAACGUUUUCCUGCCACUGCGCUAUGCAUUAUGAUCAAACAAUUAGUUAUGCUUGUUUUUUAAACUUUUGUAAUUUUUUAACCUUCUAAUUUACUUACCUAAAGACAUUAAUAAAGAUUCCUUAAAAAGGCAUUUAAAGAAAACAUUGAACUCUUUAACAUUUUGAACAUCAGAACAAGUUGAAUAUCACACAAAAGUUUAAUUAUCCUCCGUAAAUAAAUGGGAAAAGAGGGAUAAAUAACACACACAAGAAUUUUGUUAGCAGUUUUUAUUUCCCAUUUUAAACUUUAUAAAUGCAAACAUUUGAUUAAUAUAUCAAUUUCGUGUUUGUUACCACUCCGUCGUUUAAAAUCACAGACUAGAUUCGACGGUAUUCCCUAUGAAGCAUUUGGAAACAACUUCACAUUAUUCCUCUUAACCACAGUUUUUGCACAUACAAUUUCACACUGAUUCAUUUGAUAGAGAAAAAGAAGUUUCAGGUAUUCAAAGAAAAAUUUAAUUUUUUAUUGAAUCAGAUCAGAAGGUGCAUAUUAAUUUUAGAUAAAAG